Messenger RNA from Homalodisca vitripennis (glassy-winged sharpshooter), 6373 nucleotides. RefSeq lists its product as uncharacterized. Gene Ontology annotation, molecular function: ubiquitin protein ligase activity. Gene Ontology annotation, cellular component: nucleus. The record is from RefSeq and is a predicted model, not a curated record. The coding region runs from base 1 to 603 and encodes 200 amino acids. The transcript has 5 exons. Gene Ontology annotation, biological process: protein ubiquitination. NCBI's taxonomy places the organism in Eukaryota, Metazoa, Arthropoda, Insecta, Hemiptera, Cicadellidae.
AUGGCAGGCCGAGUGCGCGCGCAGGCGCUCACGGCCAACAAAAAUCAGAUGUUUGUUGCAUCUGCCUGUACGGUUUCCGUCAAGGCGACCACUUCACCAAGACCCCUUGCUAUCACUACUUCCACAGCCACUGUCUGGCCAAGCAUCUUAGGAUCUCCCACCCGCAUCUUCAAUGAGGAGCAGGACAAGCUGCCUGCCUGGCAACGCACAGACACUUUCCAGGUCUACUGUCACUCACUCUUUCCUCUCACAUCUCAUUCUUUCCAUGGCCACUGUCUGGCCAAGCAUCUUAGGAUCUCCCACCGCAUCUUCAAUGAGGAGCAGGACAAGCUGCCUGCUUGGCAACGCACAGACACUUUCCAGGCUACUUGCCCCGUAUGCAGGGCAGAGGUGGUGUAUGAUGUGGAGUCGUUGGGUACCGCUCCACCCCCACUAGACCUGCUGCAGGCUGACAACUUUACACCCUCAGCAGAGUUGAGGCGGUUGCAGCAGCAGAUGGCAGCACUGUAUCUUCGGCAGAAGCAACGUGGCGGAAUAAUACAGCAGGACAGUGCUGUUCUCCUGCUAACUGAGGAUGGAGGUAGUGCAGCCGAUAACAGAUGACGCUUGUCGCCAUUAACCAAAAAAGUACUUCGUCCUCAUCGACGAAACCUGAUCGCACCCCGGGUGCAGUGGCAAAUUCACUUAAUUCUUGUUAAAUUAAUCAAAGUCAGUACUUGUAAAUAGAUGUAAGAAAUUAUUUAUUAUUGUUAUUUUAUUUCUGACAGUACUCUGUACUGGCUUUAUUGUGAUAUUUUUAAUAGUUUGUUUUUUAAAGUAAAUAUUAUAUACAAUAAUUUUAACUGAUUAUAUUGUGCCCCGUUAAAUGGAGUGCAGAGAGUGAUAUUCUUUGUUAUGAAUAGCUUUAAGUAUAUGACUUUUAUUAAGUUUUAUUUAUUUUAUGCAUUCUCACACCUGAAGCUUUAUAAGUUUAUAACACAUAAUCAGAAUCUGAUCAAAUCUCAAGAUGUUACAUUACGUCUUAUCAUCAAGGUUAUACGUUAUUUUUGGUCAAUUGAAAUUUUGUGUCAUAUCAAAUAAAUAAUUGAUGACCUCAUAUUUGGAUUGUGUGGGAUAAUAUUAUUUAUAAUUGACAGUGCAUUUUAAAUGCAUUGCUUAAUCAAUCAUAGGAAAGAUGUGGACAGUACAAUAUGUUUCUCAACCGUAGUAAAAAUAUUUAUGAAAAGGUAUGUUAACCCUCUCCUGUACAAACGGCCAAAAGGAGUCAGGUCUAACAAGUGAAUUUUUAUAAGCAGUUAUGUUUUAAUUUUUUAAGUAGUUGCAAAAGAAGUUUAGAAAGUAUCUUUUAUUUUUGAUGUCCAGUACCAUGAAAAGAAGAAGCAUAUGUUUUGUAAUUGUGCAUGUUGUUACUAACUGCGCAUCCAACUGUGCCAGAAAGGAUGUUUUGCUUUAUGGUUUGUUAGUUUUCUCAAUAUGAAUAGCACAAUUGAAAAUACAUGCCAAAUUUGAAUCUCAUAUGGUAAUCACGUUUUCAUAAGUAACCUCAUAUUGAUAUUAUAAUGUUUUCCAUCAAGUUUGUGCUGUUUACGGACAGGAUGUGAUGAUGAGUUAUGAUUACAGGAAUCAUUGGUGUCAAAACAUUAAAAAAUUUAUAGAUAUAAUUUUUUAGGACAAAGAGGUUAUCAGCCAUCUGAAGCUUGUUUACGGGAAGAAUUGAAAAACACAUGACAACACUUUUUGGGACAUUUGAAAUUUUAUUACACAUCCAUGACAUUUGACUACGAAGUUCAUAUUCCAUAUUUAACUGCAGAUCAUUGUAUUAAGGAAGAAUCUCAGGGGGUGGAAGCCCCGCAAAUUUUUAAAGAUAAACAUUAAAAUUGCACCUGGUUUUUAGUUUCAAACUGGAACACAUUUAUAAGGUCUUAAAGUUGAACAAUUUCACGGGUAAUAUUACUGAGCGUAUAUUUUUGGAUGGUAUUUCAUACCUUUUAAACCACCCAUUGUGUCAGCACCCAAAAUAAUUUUCUAUAUAGGCCAAUGCUGCAAAUCCCAUAGUUUGAUUACUGAGUUUAUUAAUUAUUUAUAGUUUAUGAUGACUGUCAUCUUGAUAAGACUACACAUUGCAUUCAAAUUUAUUUUACACGCUUUCAUUACAUAUGAAGGUUUCCAGUAGAUUCCAAAGUAUGUCAAAAAUGCUCCAAGUGUUGGGUAGAAAAUUCAGGCAUAAGACAGACAUUUAUAAUACUCUGUCCUUAAGCACACACAUUUUGUAAAAACUUUAGAGAAAUAGUGAGGCAAUAAGAGUACUUAACAGUUAUAACUCAAUUUGGUUAAAUGAACCAUCAUAAACAAAAUACAAAGAUAUGAGUACAAAAGAAACAUUCCACACAGUUGAAACUAAAUUACGAGCGAAUAAACUCUGAUUCAAAAUCUAACAAAUUAAAACAUUAUACUUCACUUCAUCCAAUCAAAUGUAGUCUUGGAUAUCGUAUAUAAUUUUCCAAAUCCGUCUUAAGAAUAAAUAGCGUUACACUUUCUUGGAAUGAUUGAUUUUCACUCAAUCCAAAUUGCCACAAAACGAUUAUGGCACUACUCGACUUCACUGUGCCAUAAAAUAAACACUAUUUCCCUUAUUCUAAUUUUAAAAACUCCAUUCAAAAAGCUGCUACAUGUUAUAAAUUGUUUUAAAGCUUAUUAAAUUCUCAACAAUUUGGUAGUAAUAAGAUUAUUUGGCCCACACACUAUUUAUUAAAAAAAUGUAUGUUUCAGACUUAAGAUUAUACAUUAACUUAAAUGUUUAACACUACAACUGAUGGGCUACACAAUAUACCAUGUAUUAUAUACAAUUACUUUCAGUAAACUGCUAGGAAUAAUAAUAUGUAAAAAUAAAACUUACAGAAACAUUUCAUAUAUUUACUGUAGUCCAAGGUUGGCAAAAAUCCCAAAAUUAAAAAAAACUCAUUUAAACACAUAAUUUUUUUCUCCUUGAGGACAAUUUCGGUAGUUAAACACGUACAAUACUCCAAAUAUAAUGUAGAUUCAGAGUUUAUACACUUACAUUCCUAAAAAACCUGUAAUAAAAGAACUAUAAAUGCAGAUUUUGCAGUUACUUCUAGAAAUAUAAAAUGGCAGUUCAGCAAAAUAUUGGUGCUGCCAACAUAAAUUUCUAUAGAAAUAAAUUAUAUUUCCACAUAGAAAUAUAAAACUAUAGUUUUCGCUAAUACAAUAUGUAAAACUUAUUUUAUGCAAUCGUAAUAAUGCAAUAAAGAAUGAGUCUCGAUCAAGAUGCUAGCGAUUGACCAUGGGGUAAAUGAAUCCUGAUUGUGACUCUUAGCAGCUCUAGGGUUAAUAUCAAUAAAAUAAAACUUAUACUUAGUCUAAUUGUGAAAUGUCUUCUCCUAUUUCCUCUGGUUACUUCAAAACAAGUGUUGGUGUAAACAGCAUUACAAAUCAUUUAUUUCACACAAUUUUUCAACAAUUACUGUGUGUUGGUAGCAUAGAGAGUGUUAAAGCAGAUCAAGGCGCUUUGAUGUGAUUGGCCAGGAGAGGGUUUAUGAGAUCUACUAAAAUUUAAAAAAGUCUGCAUGUUCGUUCGAGUCAUGAACAGUGAAUAUUGUACGCAUUUCUUUUACCAAGUUUGAAUUCUGAUGUUUUGUUCCCUUUUUUUCUAUUGAAAUUAAUAAGCCUCCAGACUGAUACGCCAAAUUUGGUGUGAUGAUAAAGACUCAUAGGGAUUUGAUGUUGUUUUUUUACUAACUUAUUUAGUUUUCAAUCAGUGUUGUUGUGUCUGUACCCAAAUAGCCACUGCACCCUAGAUUUAGAAUUCCACAAUCUAUGUGUAUGUUAUAGUAUUGUCCAUUUCAUUAAGUUUUGCAUUCCGUAAUUAUGUGGAAGAACACAAAAAUUAAUCGUUUUCUUUUGUUUGUCAUUUUUAUUAUUUUAAGUAUGUGCUUAGACCUAAGCAGGGAACUUGACCCCUUGGCGGUCUGUGAUGUAAUACCACAUUUAUGACAAGGUCAUGAAAAAAAAGUAAUAGUUUUAUACCGCUUUAUUGUCUGUUAGGCGAUGGAAUAUUACUUAUAGCUCUCAUAUUGUCCAAUGACUGGCCUUAGACCAUUGGUCCAAGAUAUCCCGAUCUGAAAUCCAGUCAAAACCUGCAGAAAAUUGAGUUAACUGUCUUUGGCAAAAAUAUUAAAGGUCAAUUUUUAAUGUUUCUGUAUCUAGUCAUACUCACUGUACUUGAGUAAAUUGGUCAAUAUUGCCUUAUUUACCUAAACAACAUAAACGGAAAAGUGAUGGUUAGUCAGGUUAAUGAUGGGAAACGGAAAGUCUUCUGAACCUUUCUAUCAAGAGUCAUUGCACAGACAGACAGGUAACAUCACUAUUUAAGAAGGACAAAGACUAGUCUUUUCCAUAAAGAAUAAUAGACUAUGAUGAAACAGAAGGAGAGGGUACAGAGAUAAGCUUUAUCGUAUUACCUAUAUCUCUUACUAAAUGAUAACUGUGUAAUUCUUAUCUGGGGGCAAUGAAGAGAAUAUUGAAGUUCAUUGCUAAGAGUUUUCAACUAUGCUACAGGGAUUUUGAUUAAAAGAUUUAACAAAUCUUUGAUAAGGUUAAGGUUAUCCAUACGUUACUAGUGCAAAAAAAAAAUUAUCAAUUAAUGUACAAAAAUUUUAAUGAGUUAAAAUCUCAUUGGCAGACAGGGUUUUAUAGACCCAAUUAUACAGUCAACUCAGUUGGUCUAAUAGUUUAAUUUAUUAUGUUAAAACUGAAAGAUUCUGAAAGUUUUUAAUUUAUAUUAUUUAUAGAGACAACCAUUGAUGCUGUAGAUACAGUGCAGCCACACCACUAAAAUAUACUCAAAAUGAGAUAUUGUAGUACAGAGCUGUAGUCAAGGUGUUGAUGAUAAUUUUAUUUACUAUAUACUGUAGUAUGUUAUUUUGUAUUCCCGUGUCAUAUGCAAUUAGUAUUUAUUUAUUUAUUUUUAGUUGUUUAUUGAUUGGUAUACUUUUUUAUAAAAUAUUUUGUAGUUUGUAGUGUUUUCCUUGAAAGCAAUUUGAACCAUGGUUAUGCUGAAUUUAACAACUCAUUUUAAUUAUUAAAACAUAUUUUACGUACUUUAAUUUUUCACAUCAACAUCACAAUGGUCUACAGUUUAAGAGGAGACUACUACAAUUUUCAUUGUAAUUAAUUUUUCUUAUUGUCAGCAACUAAAACAAAUAACAGGAAAACAAUAGGAAGGCUAUAUUCGGUUCCAGGAUUCUCACAACUUCAAAUUAUAUACCACACUUCAUGUAUUCAUGUGUCACUGAUAAUGAACAGAGCCUCCUGUAUGAUGCACAAGAUUUUUUCGCUAUCAUUAUUCUAUAGAACACUCAUGCUACACUUUCACUUCCAGUAGUCACAGAGAUUUCUAAUAUCAAUUUGGCUCCUUCAGUAACCCUAGUUGAUAUCCCCAUACAAGCCAUAGAUUCUGUUCUCUAAAGUAAAAAUUAUUUUGUACUACCCCAUCAGGCAUAAAGGGAGGAUUAUCUCAUUGGUCCAAACAAAGAACCAAUUUGACAAUUAUCUCGGAAGCGAUCUUUGCAACAUGAUAGCAUCACUCAGUGUCAUAUUAUUAUCUAAUAAAGGACAUGUUUGGUGAUUACCUCUGGAGCCAUCUUUGUAACAUAAUACCGUCGUUCUGUGACAUUAUUAUUAUCUAAGAAAGAAGACAAUUUUGGUGAUAAUUUCUGGAGCCAUUUUUUUAAUGUGAUAUCAUCGCAUGUAAUGAAACUAUUUGAAAGUCCUUUUUUACUGGAAAAGGAUAAGAUAAUAUCUUGAAUAAAAUUAUAAUAACAUUUAAAUUGUACCUUAUUUUUAUUCAGACGUAUUUAUUUAUGUUUCUUCAUUCAAACAUAAAUGUUUACAAUAUUUUAAAAUUGAAUAUUUUCAAGCAUAUGAUUAAUGACUUUUAAAUUCUUAUUUUUUAUUUUAUACUAUUGCAUUAACAUAUCUUGAAUGCUAUAAGUAAACAAAUAUAUUUUGAAUUUUUAUUAAAUUGUUAUAAUUAUUGGUAUCAGCUAUUUACUGUAUACAUUAUAUUUUCAGUUUAAAAGUUGUUUAUAAUGUCAAAAAAUCAUAAAAGACAAUGAUUAAGUAUACAAUGUGGAAGAAUUGGGGUAAACAUAUUUUACUGUUUCUUUUUUUAAUACUCAUGGUAUAACUACAUUCGAAGUAAAGUAUAAUAGUAAGCACAAUAAUUAGUUCUACUAACAAUAUUUUAUAUUGCACAAUAAGUUGAAUUAUUUGUUCUUUCUAGUCAUUUAUCUUAACACUUUUUACCGUAUGUUCUGGUACAAAUAUGUUUUAAUAAAUGUGGUUGUUUUGGGUA